This is a messenger RNA of Dicrocoelium dendriticum, 5419 nucleotides long. The record is from the annotation of a GenBank genome assembly. NCBI's taxonomy places the organism in Eukaryota, Metazoa, Platyhelminthes, Trematoda, Plagiorchiida, Dicrocoeliidae.
ACUUUCAGAAAAUUUUCUGCCAUGAUAGGCGUAUUCUUGAUGCACCUUUUUCGACUUGCACGUUCCUCCGUCUCUAUGUCCGUAUGUUUUAUGUGACAACUGACAACUUAUCGAUUGUUCCUACUUCGUGUCGGAUAAUAUAAAUUAUAAACUAACCGUCAUGUGCUAUUCCGGAAGACACCUUAUUUCCAACCACUUAGCCGCGUUACUACAUCGAAUUUAGUGGACCUACUCUCUUCUCUGCUGAAGAUGCACUCGCAUGCGUAUGACCUAGGAUUCUAAUCUCCGGGAUUCUAUGGGAUUCAGGAUGCCUUAGCUGAAUUUCAAUCUCCCGCCACAGGUUGCAUGGCCGCUUCCUGCUUCGCCGAUUAGCGCUGCUGUCAUCAGCGGGCUGAGGUCAUCUACCUCCUUAAUCCUCUUUUUGCCUUCAUUUCAGCCUGGCAAUGACCGAUACUUUCACUUUUGUCCCCCCACCGGAGGCCCCGGUUUUCACUCCUUCAGAAGAAGAAUUUAGAAACCCCUUAGAAUAUUUGAUGAAGAUUCGGCACAUUGGGACGAAAACGGGCAUUGUUAAAAUUAUUCCACCUAAGAACUGGAACCCACCCUUUGCCGUGAACAUGAAGGAAUUUACAUUUACGCCCCGCAUACAGAGGCUAUAUGAGCUGGAGGCCCAUUCUCGUAUAAAAUUAAAUUUUAUCAGUCGCUUAUACAAGUACAUGCAGGCGCAAGGCAUUGAAAAAAUUCGUGUUCCUAGCAUUGGUGGACGGUUCCUAGAUUUACAAGCUUUGCAUAAAGCUGUUCGGGACUUCGGUGGAUACCACAAAAUCGCCAGAGAUAAUCUUUGGCCCGUUGUCACUGAGAGGCUCGGAUAUUCGUCGAAAUUAGCCCAUGCUGUUAGAACGAACUACGAAAAACUACUGCUUAAUUUUGACGAGUUAGUUUCGUCGUCCAAAACUUCGAAGCCCUACAACGUUAACGGUACGUCUUGUUCGAAGAGGCUCCGCCACUCUUCGUCUUCCGAAGUGGAUUCAAUCGAUUUUUCACGUAAUAAAGAGCUUCGGAACCUCCGUUUCUUCGGACCUGGACCAAAGGCCGCUGUCCCUUCAUCUGGACAAUCAAAAGCCCCAAACGAAGAACAUGCUGCGCACUUCAAUGCCGAUAUGUUUAGCUGUCGUGCAUGCGGCCAUGGCGACAAUGAGGCCAGCCUACUUGUGUGCGCUACUGAUAGCUGUCAAGCUUGUUAUCAUCUCUAUUGUCUCAAGCCACCGUUGCGUUCUGUCCCAAACUGCCAAUGGAAGUGUCCAGACUGCAUUCGAGCUUUGUGUUCUAAACCUCCAGACCCAUACGGUUUUCCUCAGUCGAGCAAGGCUUAUUCACUCCACGAGUUUGGUGUGAUGGCUGACGAAUUUAAGUCUACUUACUUUGGAAGACCAUGCACAGAGGUUCCAUGUUCUGUUGUGGAGCAAGAAUUUUGGCGCAUCUUACAAGAGUACAACGACGAUGUUGUGGUCGAGUAUGGUGCUGAUAUUCAUUCAAGUUCUCAGGGAUCCGGUUUUCCCACUGCUGACCGUCUCCAAAAUUUGGUUGGCACUGUGCAACAGUUGGAAGACGCUAAGAUGUACGCUGUUAGUCCUUGGAAUUUGAAUAUAUUGCCCCUAUUAGAUCGAUCCAUUCUUCGUUUCAUCAAGGGCAAUAUUGACGGCAUGAAGAUUCCUUGGUGUUAUGUGGGUAUGGUGUUCUCAAGCUUCUGUUGGCAUAUCGAAGACCAUUGGAGCUAUUCAAUCAACUUCAAUCAUUGGGGUGAGCCGAAAACUUGGUACGGAGUUCCUCGACCCCACGCCGAAGACUUCGAGCGGGCCAUGCGGAAACAUGCCCCGGAGCUGUUCGAGCAAGCACCUGAUCUGCUCCAUCAUAUCACCACAAACAUGAAUCCUAACAUACUACAGGCCGAAGGAGUGCCUAUCUACCGUACCGAUCAACGCUGCGGUGAAUUCGUUGUAACUUUUCCUCGAGCCUAUCACUCCGGUUUCAAUCAAGGCUUCAAUUUUGCAGAGGCAGUCAAUAUUUGCUUGCCCGACUGGCUUCCUAUCGGGAGAUCUUGUGUGAAGCACUACGCCCAAAUGAGGAGACAUUGCGUUUUCUCAAAUGACGAGCUCCUGUGUACCCUAGCUGAAGUUGCUACUGGUCGUGUUCCCGCAGAAGACGUUCUCUUAGUCACAAAUCCUUACUUUCCUCCGGGAGCUACAAAACCUCGCUUGCCUACUGGAUGUUCCACUGCCGGCUUGGACAUCAGCGCAGUUGCAAUCGUUCAUCAGGAGUUUAGCGUCCUUUUGUCUGAGGAACGACGCUUAAGACAGAUCGUUUUGAAUCUCGGAGUCGUUCGUCAGGAAAAAGUUCGUUUUGAUGAGUUACACGACGAUGUGCGCGUAUGCGAUGCUUGCCUGACCACCUUAUUUUUGUCAGGAAUCAGUUGUCCCUGCGCUUCAACUGUGCAGUCGCCCGUGAAACCAUCUGAUGAACGCGAAAAUGUCAUUUCAAACGGCAAGAAACGUGCGUUUCCAUCAGCUGCUGAUUCAGCCAAGGAUACAGUCAAUUUGGACACGUCCUCUGAUGAAUGCGAACGAACGCGGCGUUUUACGGUCUGUUUGAAUCAUCCGGUUGAGCUCUGUUCCAAUUGUCCACCAGUUACUUGGACCCUCAAGUAUCAUCAUACUAUCGAAGAGCUCGAGGAACUUGAUCGGUCCUUAGGACUUUGCUUAAAGAACUUCUACGCUUGGAAACAGCCUCUAUCCCGAUUUUUGAAAAAGAUAGAACCCAAUGGAGCCGACGAGUCAACAGCCUCUACUGAUCCCGUUAAGGUCGAAUCGGAUUCUAAUGACAACUGCACAGUGGAUACACAAACUAUGUCUAUUUCGGAGCUCCGGUCUAAGCUGAAUGCGGGGCGCGCUUGCGGGUAUCACACAGAUGACGUCUUCAUACAAGCUGAGGCACUUCUCACUCGCGCGGAUCAUCUAGUUGGCAUUUGUACCUCUGUUCGCGCAGGCAUGUGUACCUUUAUUGACGCACAGAAAAAAUCGGAGGAAAGUCAGAAGUCCUCAUGCAACACAGUGCGAUUUCAGUUCCGUGUUCCAGCUAACUUCAACCUGCCAUCGACGACGCACUCACAGACCCCGGAUUCCUUAAGACAAACAUCAAACGUUGCCCACGUUCUGCUGCAGCACGAAGUAGAUGUCAAUAACCCUCGAGAAAUCGACUUGGUUCGUCUAACAGAAGCAUGUAGACAACUGCAUCAUGUCAACAUAAUGGACGAUCCGGAUGUCCACUUCAUAGCCGAAUUUCUUCAACAUCUGACCGACUGGCGUCAACGCAUUCGAAAUUGCGUUUCAUCCAUUUGUCAGUUUGCUCUGACAAAUGCCACGCGCAGUCUAACCACGCACUGCUCCACAGUCUUGCGAACACCCACGUCCAUGGUGUCGGAAUCACCAAAAUCAAAGUCCGAUCCAUUGGUUGAGAUUACGAAUGAUGAACAUGUAUUUAUUUUGCUCUCCGAACUGCUCCGGGACUUAUACAAAGAGUUUCCUGGUUUUGCACCUCGUAUUGCUGAAUGGAAUUCUCUGCAUUUGAUACGUAAAUCGUUUAAAUGGCUGUGUAUUUGCCAAAGACAACUUGAUGAGAAGCACGACCAUCGGUGGACGCUUCCUCGUCUUCGGCAUCAUUCGAUCACCGGAGAGGAUCUUCUGAGUCAAUUAAGUGCUGCUUCGACAGCUAGCUUGACUCCUUCAACCAAAUCAGCUUCUGGUGUUUCGCUUCCAAAUAACACCGGCCUCAACUCAUCAGUGUCUUCCGUCGACCCUACAAUCGCUCCGAUUUCCCGUCUGUUGCGUGCCAAAAUGCACACUGCACUCGGACAACUUUCGCAAUUGGUCGUUCAAGUCGAAUCAUUAGUCAGCAUACUGAAUGAAACGUUGAGUGCUACCGGGUCUUUAUCCUACCUAAGAUUGGCUUGUGUCUUGGAUCAGCUUCGUUCGCUUAAAGUCACGCAUCUAAUCAAUUGGGGUGAAGAGGAUAUCGAAGUGCCGGAUGAUACGAAACUGCAAACUGACCUAGAAGGUGAAUUGAUCCAACAAAUGCCUUCGGAUACCGACGCAUUGCGACCAUCUGGAGUUGUCGAUGAACUACGAAGAACAUUUUUGGAUCGUUUGACUCUCAUCACAAAAUCAACUGAACUUCUCACACCGCUCACGUCUCGACCCCAACUAAACGAAGGUGUGGUACUCUUGUCUCUCGGUCUGCUCUUGGGUUCGCUACCAUCACCAGCUGGAACCCAUACCCGGUUAUGCAAACACCUGGCCACAUCAGGAGAUGUUGACGUCGUCCUUUCGAAUUCUUUGUCUCAGCUGGACAACUUGGUGUCUACCACUCGUGUGGCUCUGAACCGUUUGCAUCUGGAAGUGCUUGGUGCUGAGUGUGUUGAUGAGGCUGAUGGGAACAUCGCUCUUAUCAAGCGUUUGUUGCCGUUCUUCCCGCAUUCCGAUCGAAACGACAUCUGCUUGCAAGAUUUUAUGAAGGCCUAUGAAAGGAGUCCCAUGGAGUCUGUGAAGGUUUACGGUGAUUUCGCUCAAGAUGCGGACGCCUCCUUUCUCACUCUGAUGCGCACUGCAUUAAAUGACGGAAGACUCUGCGGCGUUUGUUGCCAACGUUUUGCAGCUGAUGUAACUGUUGAGACUUCGCCAGCGGACUGCUCAUUUUGCACAUGUCUUCCAACCGGACUCCCUCUACCGGAGGACACAUUGCGGAAGUUGGCUCCGGUGUGGACGGUGGAUUGUUCGGCUCACAACUCCGCACCGCUGGGCACUCCACAUGCGGUCGCUUUUCAAGGCUGUUUGAUGCGUUUUGAUCGGUGGUUGGAUGAGGUGGACUACCUGCUCCGCUCCAAUCUGAACAUCAUUGCAUCGAUUCGGACCCGAUUGGACUACAGCGUGUUAUCGAGCCUCCCGCGGAGGUUUCACUCUUUAUCAGUUGAUAUUUCAUCUGUGUCCGUGGAUGGCCCAACCGAACUGAACUGUACCGACCUGGUUUCUGAGUUCCGUGGAAAGAUUGCCGCGGGCAUUGCCUCUUCUAUCAAUUUGGACCCGUAUCUUGCUUUCCUGACGGCGGUUAUUUCUACGUUGCGCCUCCCGACCGUAUCCAGUUAAGCUUUUUCUUUUGUCAUCCUUUUUUUACUUUACACUUCCCUUUCGACACACCUAAACAAGAUGGCAAUUCCUCUUACUUCUCCUCUGGCGCAUUUUGUACAUAUUCUUACCAAAUCAUGUUGCCAUCUUAGUCCACUUUAUCAUACUCUUGUGCCCACUGGUCAGUUAUUUCGGACUACUGUCCACCACAUUGCUAGGCAUAUUAAAUAUUUCAAUGUCAAUCU